UCGCAAGUCCGGGGUUUUCGUAGCAGCUGGAUGGCUAGCUGUCUAGCCUGGCAUCUGGAAGCUGAGACAUUAAAGAGGAGGGAAGACAGCAUUGAAGACAAGGUGCCACAUGGAGGAUUUACUAGCGAUCUAAUUACAUUAUUAUCAAAGCUAGCUAUGCUACCGGCAUUUUGAUGAACACAGCUACCGUUAGUUAACUACCACGCAUAUUUUGUGUGACCGCGAACGUGAGUUGCGUCUGAAAACAAACUUCCAGGACCAAACUAACAUUUUCUCAUGACAGCAAUAUCAACAUAGCAUGACUACUACUAGCCUAGGCCCUAGCACUCCCUCGCCGGUUAAACGUCCCGGUAGACAGCUGUCACCCGGAACUUUCCUUGGGUAAAACGUCUGGACGGUCCGUGUAAAUACCAAUAGUUACCACCCGUAGCUAAAUAUAUAUUGGUGAGAAUGGAUUCCUAUUCGAGCUUCGGGAGUGACGAGCAGUGCUUGGCAACUGUAAGAGGACAGGAGGUAAGGAUUUCCGGUCAGAAGGAGCCCAGGCUACUGUCACUGAUUGAGUUCUCUGGGGAGUUUAUGUUAGGUGUUUUGGCUAACCCUGAUACUGUUGUGUCCUGUCCAGUACAUCAGUUGUCCAUACCCAUCAACAGUCAUUUUCAGAUUGUGCGAGAGGUCGAAGAAGCGCUGCUCAUUGACUUGCCAUCAAAAACUUGCAUUAGGAUACGGGUCAGAGGGGAGAAAGCCCUGGAGCUGAUUCUGGAGCUCCAGGAUGAUGAGCGCAGCCAGUCCUUCUUCUCCCAGUUGAAGAGAGCCAAGCAGCAAGUCGAGUCCAAAAGCACGCAAAUCAAAGCGAUGGAUCCUAUCAUGCCGGCUCCCUGCAAAGUCUCUGCCCCAGUCCCACCCAUCCCUCCUCAGAGAGGGAUCCACAAAGCUGUCACCUCUCACACCAAGCCCACCGGCAUACCGCCACCGCCUCCCAACCUCAACAACAGCUCUUCAGCCAACCAGACCGGCACAGCUGACAGACAGGACCCAGCUCUUUCUCUGGCCAUAGACUUUGGCUUCGAGGACAACUUCAAUCAUUCCCUCAAAGUGGAGGAGAAGAAGAACCAGCAGAAUGGCAUCGGGCCCCCCCGGGAAGCUCCUCCAGUUCCCCCUCUGCCUCCCCGUAAAGGCUCCUACACUCCCUCCAAUCCUCUCCCACCCACGCCCAUCCCCCCUUCCAAAGACAGAGUUUCGUCCAUACAGGCUAAAGAUGCCGCCUUCAUCACGCCUGCCAAAACAGAUCUUAGUGUUGACCGGCCCACCUCGUGGAGUGACAGCCCCACCACCAACAGCAUGCGGAACGCCAUGUUCUCCACUCAGGCCAGCCAGAGAGAGUACCUCAUCAAACACCGCCUGGCCAAGAAGGAGGAGGAGUACGUAGACAUCAAGGACUUCAGAUUAUUUUCUGGAACAUGGAAUGUGAAUGGCCAGUCUCCAGACAGCAGUCUAGAGCCCUGGCUGUGUUGUUCGCUAGAACCCCCUGACGUCUACGCUCUGGGUUUCCAGGAGCUGGACCUGAGCACGGAGGCCUUCUUCUAUCUUGACUCCUCUAAGGAGCAGCUGUGGGUGGAGGCUGUGGAGAGAAGUCUCCACCCCAAAGCCAAGUACAAGAUGGUGCGUACCAUCCGACUAGUGGGCAUGAUGCUGGUGGUGUUUGUCAACAAGGUGCACAAGAAUCACAUUAAAGAGGUUGCGGCGGAGCACGUGGGAACUGGUAUCAUGGGAAAAAUGGGCAACAAGGGAGGUGUGGCGGUGCGCUUUGUGUUCCACAACACCAGUUUCUGCUUUGUCAACUCCCACCUGGCGGCCCACGUCGAGGACUUUGAGAGGAGGAACCAGGACUACAAAGACAUCUGUGCCCGCAUGAGCUUCCACAUGCUAGACCACCCUCCCCUCAAUAUCGUCAAACACGAUGUAGUGAUCUGGGUAGGAGAUCUGAACUACCGGUUGUUUGUGUACGAUGCAGCUGAGGUCAAACAGCUCAUCUCCCACAACCAACUGAGGAAACUGCAGGAGUAUGACCAGCUAAAUAUCCAGAGACAGAACAAGCGAGCUUUCACAGACUUCAUGGAGGGAGAGAUCAAUUUCAUGCCCACGUACAAGUAUGACGCCAAGACGGACCGCUGGGACUCUAGUGGGAAGUGUCGUGUCCCAGCGUGGUGCGAUCGGAUCCUGUGGAGGGGCAGUAAUGUGAAGCAGCUCCACUACAGGAGUCACAUGGAACUGAAGACCAGCGACCACAAGCCUGUCAGCUCCCUCUUCAGUGUCGGGGUGAAGGUGGUGAACGAGGCGCGCCACAAGAAAGUCUUUGAGGAGAUCGUGCGCAUGAUGGACAGGAUGGAGAACGAAUUCCUCCCGUCUCUGGCACUGACCCACAGAGAGUUCACCUUUAAGGACGUCAAGUUCCGCCAGCUGCAGCGGGAGAGUUUUGUGAUCUCUAACGACGGGCAGGUCGCCUGCCACUUUGUCUUCAUCCCCAAGCUCAACGACUUGCAGUACUGCAAGAACUGGCUCCGCGCUGAGCCCAGCGAAGGCUUCCUAGAGCCCAACGAAACUUUAGAGAUCUUCCUGGAUGUGUACGUGAGCAAGGACUCGGUGACGCUGCUCAACUUGGGAGAGGACGCCAUCGAAGACAUCCUGGUGCUGCACCUGGACCGAGGCAAGGACUAUUUCAUCACCAUCUCAGGCAACUACCUGCCCAGCUGCUUCGGUACCUCGCUGGAGACCCUGUGCCACAUAAAGAAGCCCAUCCGGGAGGUCCCCAUCACCAAGCUCAUCGACCUGGAGAAGUCCAGGGUGAGCUUCCUGAUGGUGGACAGUGCUGGCACGGAGGACAAGCCCUUAAAGAUUCCCAAGGAGGUGUGGCUGCUGGUGAACCACCUCUUUACUAUGUCCUGCCAGCAGGAGGACCUGUUCCAGACACCGGGCCUGCAGGAGGAGCUGCAGAGUGUCAUCGACUGCCUGGACACCAGCAUUCCUGACUCCAUCCCUGGUUGUAACCACUCGGUGGCCGAGGCCCUGUUGAUAUUUCUGGAAGCUUUGCCUGAGCCAGUGGUCUGUUACGAGCUCUACCAGCGCAGCUUGGACUGCUCCCAUGACAGCCGCCUCUGCAAACAGUUGAUCUCCCAGCUGCCCCGGGCUCACCGCAACGUCUUCCGCUACCUGAUGGCCUUCCUCAAGGAGCUGCUGAAAUAUGCCCACAACAACAACCUCACUGCCAACCUCAUAGCUACCCUCUUUGCCAGCUUGCUCAUCCGGCCCCCGCCCAACAUGGUGGGCCGACAGACAGCGCAGGACCGACAGAGAGCCAUCGACUUCAUUCUGGGCUUCCUCAUGGGAGGGGACGAGGAGUGAGGGGUCAGGGAAUCAGACAGCCUGGACCUUUUGAUGACAGACUGAGGAAUGGGGUUUUGGUGGACACAAGGUGUAUGUAUGUGUGUAAGGGACCAUGGUGGAUUGUGUUGUGGGAGAACAAACAGUGCAAUUAUAUGGGACCCUCUCUUAUCAUACUCUUAUCAAUGCCCCAGCCCCCAGCCUUUGUAGUGUUGUACUUCAGUCACUCACAACCAUCACCAUUAACCAAAUCCCAUAGUUUUCACCUCUGCUCAUUGUGUGGCUGCAGGACCAGGAGUUUAGGUGUUGGCAGCUUGGAGUGACAGUGAACAGUCAACUAACUGAUGCCCCACUCCCCAGGCAAUCCCUCCCCCAUGCCCCAUUCAACCCCCACUGAGGACUGUUCCGUGCCCCAUUCAACCCCCACUGAGGACUGUACCGUGCCCCAUUCAACCCCCACCUAGGACUGUUCCGUGCCCCAUUCAACCCCCACCUAGGACUGUUCCGUGCCCCAUUCAACCCCCACCUAGGACUGUUCCGUGCCAAAACGACUCCCUUUACCUGAUUUGAAUGUGAACUCUGAAUGGAAGUACAAUAUGUAUGUAUGAACCCACAGAUACUAAGAUAAUGAUGAUCCGUUAGUACGUUACACUAAAGAUACACAUAGAGGGUCGUGCAGAAGAUUUGGAUCGCAUUCUACCUGGUGGAUACUCCUCUCAGAGUGAACGAUUCAACCCAUGGGUACGUAGUGAUAUUGGACGCAAGAGACUUCUGGUGAACACAGAGAGACUAAAUGAAUCCUUGCUUGUCCGAAAUACCGACCAAGGAAGUUUGACGUUCUUCUACAAGAUAAUGAUGACAAUCCGGAGCAGUCCUUUCUGGGAUCUGGGAGACAUAUUGGGAGAUGUGUUAGAACUGUCAGUGGGCUGUGGUUUAAACAAAUGUUAUUUAUGAUUUAUAUUUUUUCCUUACAUAACUUUGUACCAUCUUUUAGAGUUUAUUUCAACUUCAUACUUGUUUUAAGAGACCAGAUUUUGGAUAUUGUUUGACCGCCCAUGGUUGUUCAAGCCUACCUUUUGCUUCUGGCAUACUGAAACACGUGCUGUUCAAAAUCAGUGAAGGUGUGUUGGGGAUUGUGUGUAACUUAAUCUUGAGUGUUAUCGUGAGUUAGGCUGAUUUCUCCAUUCAAGUACAUUACAACUCUGAACCCAAGUCACACUAACUUCACAGUAGAGUGAUCAGUCAUCCCUCCUGCUUGUACAGUAUAUGCUAUUCUACGGGCCAGUUUCUCAGACCCAGAUUCAUCUUAUUGGAGAGUAACAUUCUCGAUUGAGCAUGCUUUUUCUUAGUUCAAGAGUGGUUCAAUGUGGUUGUCUCACCCAGCUAUCUUAAGAUGAAUGCACUAAUUGUAAGUCGCUCUGGAUAAGAGUGUCUGUUACAUGACUAAAAUGAGUAGGCUUUUAAUCUGAGUCCGGGAAAAACCCUCCCUACAGUGUGCUACAUAACAAAGACAAACCCACUACGGCAUCGAUAUCUUAACUGUUGCAAACAGUCCCUCUCCUGUCCGCAUUGACCUCUUGUGUUUUUUUUGACUCUGCUGUCACCUCUUAAUAUGGUGGUGCAAACUGUGUGUUCAACAUAUAUGUAUUGUUUGUUGGUCAUGCAGGUACCAUCGUUUAACUUUUCCUCAUGCUUGUUUAUAUUUUCUUUCCUCGCUUCAGCCUCGUUGUCUGCCUCGCUGUCUGCCUUCAUACUGGUUAGAGCCUCAUUGUAUUGGGCCUGUGUGCUCAGGCAAGGGCCUUUCUUGUCACAGUCGAUUCAGACAAUAUAAUGCCCUGUUUUACUGUCUGAGUUUCAUCUAAAGUAGCACCCUAUACCCUAUAUAAUGCACUACUUUUGACCAGAGAGCGCUGGUCAAAAGUAGUGCGCUAUGUAGGGAAAAGGGUGCCAUUUCGGACGCACCCUAAUACUUUUUUCAGUGGCAAAGCAUUUUUUACAGUGCAGGUUGAACAGGAUUUAGAUGUUCAUUACUCCCCGCUGAGACAAAACAGUUUUUUCCCCUAAUGCUGUCGUGGAACGUGUUAUGGGUGUGAAACGAGGAACUCUAAUGCUGUGACAUUUCUACAGUGUUUCUUCCCUUUGUUUUCCACACUGUCGUCUAGUAACGUUAGUAAUAAGGUGUCAAAACAGCUCCUGGCUGGCCUGAUGUGUGGCACGGUUGGUCUAUGACACUUGUUUCCACUGGAAACGUUUCCCUUUCUUAUGUCUCCAGUCAACUAAUCUAGCCAGAAAAGCCUGUUACUUAGUCAACAGACAUGUACUGUAAUCUAGCCAGAAAAGCCUGUUACUUAGUCAACAGACAUGUACUGUAAUCUAGCCAGAAAAGCCUGUUACUUAGUCAACAGACAUGUACUGUAAGGAUGAGCCUGGUUCCAUAUACUUUAUGUGCUGUAGCAAACCCCUCUAUGGUUGUCAUGCCACAUGUAAGGUGUGACAGCAUUGAAGAUUUGCCAACACCAAACACACUAUAGGUCCAGGCUACUAUAGGUCCAGGCUACUAUAGGUCCAGGCUACUAUAGGUCCAGGCUACUAUAGGUCCAGGCUACUAUAGGUCCAGGCUACUAUAGGUCCAGGCUACUACAGGUCCAGGCUACUACAGGUCCAGGCUACUACAGAAAAGGCAUUCAACGUUUUAAAGUGUUUUAAUAUUGCAUAAUCUCGUAGCUAACACAAUGACAGGCUGUUAAUCAAAGCACUUAACAGUUUGGUUGUCUCUGUCAGCUCUCACCCAGAGAGGAUUUUGAGUGGAGUAGGCCCAAGUCUUGUGUAACUUCCUGAUUGCAAUCAUCCGUACAGUACAUUCUAAAAUGGGCCAGAUGCGCUUGUAGCGUUCUUCAGAGUUGUCAUAGACUUAAGCGCUUAGCUUUGCCAAACCAUGAUUGGCCCUGGAUGGAUUGGUACUACCUGUUGUCUCGGACUCUAACCGAGAAGGAACAGUGAAUCUGAGAUUGUCAUCUCAUUCACAACACAAAGCUUUUACAUCAGAGACAAGGUCAACCCCAGCUGCAGAGAUAUUGUCAGAAUUUAAUAUUCAAAUUGGGAGAUCAGCCCACACUCAUGUUGUCCUAGCUGUCCCUUCAUCUGUGGUCUGUCUGUGUUUUCAUGUGUUGUCUUUUCCUGCUCUGCUCCCCUUCAUACUGUGGCUUUUGUAAUGGUCUGUUUAGUAAUAAUGCUACAUGUGCACAGCUGUUUUUUUAACUGAAAUAAAAUAAUGUAUGAAAAAAA
This is a messenger RNA of Salvelinus namaycush (lake trout), 6663 nucleotides long. RefSeq names its product inositol polyphosphate 5-phosphatase OCRL-like. Gene Ontology annotation, biological process: phosphatidylinositol dephosphorylation; signal transduction. The transcript has 23 exons. NCBI's taxonomy places the organism in Eukaryota, Metazoa, Chordata, Actinopteri, Salmoniformes, Salmonidae. Gene Ontology annotation, cellular component: cytoplasm; membrane. The record is from RefSeq and is a predicted model, not a curated record. Gene Ontology annotation, molecular function: phosphatidylinositol-4,5-bisphosphate 5-phosphatase activity; inositol phosphate phosphatase activity. The coding region runs from base 451 to 3399 and encodes 982 amino acids.